Molecule: messenger RNA, 2002 nt
Organism: Tachysurus vachellii
Lineage: Eukaryota; Metazoa; Chordata; Actinopteri; Siluriformes; Bagridae
Product: C-C chemokine receptor type 5-like
Exons: 2
Coding region: 90-1178 (362 amino acids)
Biological process (GO): chemotaxis; immune response; G protein-coupled receptor signaling pathway
Cellular component (GO): membrane
Molecular function (GO): chemokine receptor activity
Source: RefSeq, a predicted model, not a curated record
CAAAGCCACACCCAGACAUAGCUGGUCCUCUUGUUAUAUAUAAAGACAAACACUGCCUACUUUCACAAUCACUCUUGGACUCAUAAAUCAUGGGUACGAUCUACCCCAACACAACAACUGAGAACUACAAUUACAGCUACGAUGACUAUUACUUCGACCUCUUCGAAUUAAUUCCCUGCGACAAUAUCAACAUAAAGGCCUUCAGCAGAGUCUUCCUCCCUACACUCUACAGCAUCGUCUUCAUCGUGGGGUUCAUCGGCAACGGCUUGGUGUUGUGUGUCCUGGUCAAGUUCAGCAAAAGGUCCAACAUGUCAGAUGUGUGUCUCUUCAACCUGGCGCUUUCAGACCUCCUCUUCCUUCUCUCGUUACCUUUCUGGGCUCAUUACGCCCUCACCAGUCAGUGGACCUUCGGGAGCUUCAUGUGCCGUACAGUGACGGCGUUCUACACGCUGGGAUUCUAUGGAAGCAUCUUCAUCAUGAUCCUCAUGACUGUAGACCGCUAUGCUGUCAUUGUCCAUGCCCAGCCCUCCCUGUUCUCUAAGAACCGGUCUGUCAGAGCUAGCAUAGUCCUGAUUUUGUUUAUGUGGACACUUAGCCUGGGAGCUUCUCUGCCCACCGUCAUUUGGGCACAAGUGAACAAUAAAUCAGAAGUAUGGUCAUGCAGUGUGGAAUAUCCAGAAGGAACAGAGUGGAGGUGUUUUUCUUACAUCGAGCUUAAUGUCCUCAGCCUGAUUAUUCCUCUGUCAGUGAUGGUGUUCUGCUACUCACGCAUCAUCCCUAUCUUAAUGACCAUGAAGUCUCAGAAGAAACACAGAGCUGUCAGGCUCAUGCUGGUCUUGGUCAGUGUUUUCUUCCUCUUCUGGACACCUUACAACAUCGUCAUCUUCCUGAAGUUCCUGCAUCAUUUGGGUUACAUGAGCACUUGUAAGUGGUAUCAGGACCUGACCAUGGCUAUGCAGUGGGUGGAAACCAUAGCGUUCUGUCACUGCUGCAUCAACCCCAUCAUCUACGCUUUUGUGGGGCAGAGAUUCAGGAAUUUAUUUCUAAGGAUCCUCCAAGAGUGGUUUCCUUGUUGCUUUGGUUCGUAUACAAGAGUCAAACACGAGCCGACAGAGAGGUGGGUCUCGGUGUACUCACGCUCCUCAGUUAAUACCAGCACAGAGUCCGUUCAGCCAUAAGGGCAAAAGUGCAGCAUGUAGUUUAAACACAGUUAUAAGCAGACAAAACUGAAACUGUAUUAAGGGGGAAAAAAAUUACUGGUUAGGUUUCUUUUUUUCCAGAAAAGGUUUUUGAGUGUUUUUUUUGCUUUUGUUCGUAUUUUUGCACAGAAUAUGAGACAUUAUUAACACAAAAUUAUCUUAAAACCUUAACUAAAAGUUAAUAUUUUUGUCAUUUAUUUGUCAGACUUACACAGUGAUGCAUAUACAGAGGCUUUAUUCUGUUUUCAAAGAAAAUAAAGGAAAUGAUAAGCAUUAAACUGUCUGUUUUUCCUUGUCAACCUUGUAGAUCAUGAUCACAUGACUAUUCAAUAGUAAAAUUUUAAUCCGGCAUGAAUUCCGGCUCGAAAUUCAUGGAACGAAACCCUGCAGACACACUAACUGAAAAGUGUAGCAUUACAGUUAACUGUAGUAAGACUUAAGCUUCCUAAAUGUAAGAAUUCACCCAUUUUUCCAUCCGUGACUAUCAGCACAUUGUGCCCUCCUACUGAAUUCCUUGAACAUGUCCUUGGCGGUCCCUUGACCAACAACGUCAGCCAUAUAAAAACUGGCUAAAUUACCAACAGUGUUCUUGUCAAUGCUGCAGCGCCUGCAGUGAAGACACUGUGCCUUAAAGGGGCAGGUGGUAAAAAAAUCAUCCUAAUGCACUAAAAUUUCACAACAGAAGUAACAGCUUUUAACACUGCGCUUAACCCUGGUUCUACAGCUAGAGGAACAUUUUACACUGGUGAUUUAGAAGAGGCUCUGAAGCUUUUGCAGUGUUAACCCCACAUUAAGGCACCAGU